Messenger RNA from Macrosiphum euphorbiae (potato aphid), 765 nucleotides. Lineage: Eukaryota; Metazoa; Arthropoda; Insecta; Hemiptera; Aphididae. The record is from the annotation of a GenBank genome assembly.
AUGGAGUAUGCGGAGAACGGCGACUUGUUCACGUACCUCCAGAAGAUGCAGCUGACGGAGGCACAAAUCCGCUCGUGGUUGUUGCAGAUCCUGUGGGCGUUCUCGUACAUGCACGGCGUCGGGGUGGUGCACAGGGACCUGAAGUGCGAGAAUAUACUGUUGACCAGUAGAUACAACUUGCGGAUAGCCGACUUCGGGUUCGCCAGGUUCGUGGACCGAGGACGAAAUCCUGGGGCGAACACGGUGUGCGGCACGAUGACCUACUCGGCGCCCGAGCUCCUGUACGGCAAGCGACCUUACAACCCGGUGGCCGUGGACGUGUGGGCGAUCGGCGUCGUGCUGUUCAUAAUGUGCAACAACGUGCCACCGUUCCGCAACAGCCACAGGAAAGACAUACACAGGAAACAGAUGGAUAAAGAUUUUGCAUUUCGAAGGUCGUUGGGUCGAAGUAAAACGCUGAUUGAUUUGACUAACACGUUCUUGGAGCCUAAUUUUCUGCAGCGCACAAAAAUCAAGACCGCUCUGCAACAUCCCUGGAUCAAAGAAGGCAAUAUCAAAAUGCCCGCGGAUGUGGCCAUAGCAAACGAAACGAUCACGGAAAGUAUAAGCGAACCAAUAGUAACAGAGACUUCAUUAAGGGUACCUGCAUUUCAUUACCAGUUGCCGGAAUACGAGAAAUCAAUUAGUACCGACAACGUGUUGUUCACAGCAGUUGUAGAGGAAAGCGAGAUUAUUGAACCUAAAACAUUGAAACUGAAGAAGUGA